Molecule: messenger RNA, 2468 nt
Organism: Melanotaenia boesemani (Boeseman's rainbowfish)
Lineage: Eukaryota; Metazoa; Chordata; Actinopteri; Atheriniformes; Melanotaeniidae
Product: adhesion G protein-coupled receptor E5-like
Exons: 12
Coding region: 84-1505 (473 amino acids)
Biological process (GO): cell surface receptor signaling pathway; adenylate cyclase-activating G protein-coupled receptor signaling pathway
Cellular component (GO): membrane
Molecular function (GO): G protein-coupled receptor activity
Source: RefSeq, a predicted model, not a curated record
GAAUCCAAAAGAGGUGGAUGGAGAGGACUUACUAAAGUAGAGCUCUUAAUGGAAAAAGGAAAAUCUCCACUUUUCAGGACUUAAUGGAGCAUGCCCUGAGGCUUAUAGGACCUUUUCUUUCAACCCCAGUAACAAAAAGAUCCUCCAUUUACACAGAAAUGGAGUUGUUGGUAGAAAAAGGGUCAGUCCUGCCCAAAGGAACAAGGACUUUAUCAUCUACGCAUGCUCAACUAGACAUUGACUUGGAAGUGGCUGCAGGAGAUCCCUCCCAUUACCCUGGCUUCACAACAGUAUCAUUACUAAGUUAUUCAAACCUGGAAGAAUAUGCAGAUGGCUUCUUUAGUGCGAUGAAACCAGAUGAGAAGCAAAGUUAUAAGAUAAACUCCAAAGUGGUUACUGUCACAGUCAGUAACAGAAACACCAGGCACCUAAAAGAGCCAAUCAUUUUAACUUUGCACCACCUUGAACAGUUAAAUGAAACUUCUCACACCUGUGUGUUCUGGGAUUCUUCGGAGAAUGACGGGACAUGGUCAUCUCAUGGCUGCAGUGUUGUGGAGUCUAACUUGAAUCACACUGUUUGUUCCUGUAACUACCUGAGCAGCUUUGCUGUGCUCAUGGCCCUCUAUGAGGUUGAGAACAAGUUUGAGUUGCAGCUGAUUACCUGGGUGGGCCUAUCCCUUUCAUUAAUUUGUCUGUUCAUCUGCAUCCUGACGUUCUCAUUGAUCCGCUCCAUUCAAGGCCCAAGAACCACCAUCCACCUGCACCUUUGCAUCAGCCUCUUCAUUGCUAUCCUUAUAUUUCUUGCAGGCAUUUCUCAGACGGAGAACAGGGUUGGCUGUGCAGUGGUAGCAGGGAUGCUGCACUUUUUAUACCUGGCAGUAUUUUGCUGGAUGUGUCUGGAAGGCAUACAGCUCUUUAGGAUGGUAGUCCUGGUCUUUAACACCAACUUUAAAACCCUCUACAUGAUGGCCGGUGGCUACGGAGUCCCAGCUGUAAUUGUUGCUAUUUCUGCAUUAGUUAAUGCUAAAGGAUAUGGCACUGAGAAAUAUUGUUGGCUAAACCUGGAAUCCAUUUGGAGUUUCUUUGGCCCUGCCUGUGUCAUCAUCUUUGUGAACAUUUUUUUCUUUCUCAUCACUGUGUGGAAGUUGGCACAGAAGUUUUCAAGUUUGAAUCCAGACCUGGACAGCUUGCAGAAAAUAAAGGCGUUCACCAUUACUGCAGUGGCUCAGCUCUGCAUACUCGGCACUAUGUGGAUCUUCGGUUGUUUCCAGUUUGAGAAGGGCACUAUCGUCAUGUCUUACCUGUUCACCAUCUUUGGCAGCCUUCAGGGGGUUACGUUGUUUGUCAUGCACUGUCUGUUUUCUAAACAGGUGAGAGAGGAGUAUGAAAGAAUCCUGUCUCGAAUCAGUGCUCCUCCGAAGAAGAAAUAUUCAGAGUUCAGUUCCCACUCCAGCAAAGAAAAUGGAUCCAAAAGCACCCAGGACACAAAAGAGUCUCACAUUUGAGGAGAUGAACCAGAACUGGAGACAAAACUCUGAUUGACUAAAGACUGAUAUUUCAGAUGUGGUGUCAUCUUCUGUCCUCUCAUAGCCACUGCACCAACUUGUUGUACUACAACAUUUUGUAAAUAAUGAGCAAGUCUGUGUAUUUUAAGAUAAUGGAUUAACUAUUGGAUCUAAAAAAAAAACAUUCCACUGUUUUAUUAUGCUAACAUAUUAUGUUUAUUUUGUGUAUUCAUACUAUAUAUAAAAGUCCUGCAUAUUUUCAUAUUUUAAGAAAGCUAUUACCUUGACUCAUAUUUAAAAUGUAAAGAUGUGCUUUACUUUCUGCCAAGUUAUAAAAAAAACUUAUACAGUUAUUUUACAAAAAAAAAAAUCUGUAAAAAUAUUCAUACUUAUUUUUAAUGGAAAUGAGGAAGAUAUUGUGAGGACCUGUUGUGUCAGGUACCUUUAAUAAUAGUUAUUUUGUCCUGGUACUUGAUUUAGCCAGCAAGAACAAUCCUAUGGAUAUUUCUGCAAGCACUUUCUUUUCUCUGCAGUCUUUAAAAUGCUGAUGUAUAAAACGGAAGAAAUAUGAAUACAACUAUAAAGCACUUCUUAUUUAUGUUUUGAAUGUAUGUUGUUGUAUAUAUUGCUGGGCAUUUUUGCAGAUAUUACUAUUUUUCUGAAAAUCCUGUGUAUUGUAGGAUUUCUAAAUAUUUUUUAUAGAGUUUUUUUAAAUGAACCAAGUUCAUAUUAUUGUUUCAAAAGGGGAGUUUAAAAAGUAUUGUCAUGUGGAAUUUUAAACCUGCUGUCCUGUUAAACCUGGUUUAUCACACACUUGAAUUUUAAAUUGAUUUGUAUUUCCAAUUAAGUUUUCAUGUCUUUACUUAAAUGCAUUUUUAAAAUGUAAUUUCUUUUUACUGUUAAGUGUCUAUAUUUUCUCAAAAUAAAUAAUAAACAUCUCAUUUUUAAAUUAUCUUUAACUGA